AUCUGUCUAUGGCAGUACAGAAAUUUUCCCAGUCACUGCAGGAUUUCCAAUUUGAAUGUAUUGGCGAUGCUGAAACAGAUGAUGAAAUUAGUAUCGCUCAGUCACUAAAAGAAUUUGCAAGACUACUCAUCACAGUAGAAGAAGAAAGGAGAAGACUGAUUCAAAACGCUAAUGAUGUGUUAAUUGCGCCACUUGAGAAAUUUCGAAAAGAACAGAUAGGUGCAGCAAAAGAUGGAAAAAAGAAGUUUGACAAGGAGAGUGAAAAAUACUAUUCCAUUCUUGACAAGCAUUUAAAUUUGUCUGCAAAGAAAAAGGAGUCUCAUUUGCAAGAGGCAGAUACACAGAUUGACCGAGAGCAUCAGAACUUCUAUGAAGCAUCACUAGAAUAUGUCUUUAAAAUUCAAGAAGUUCAAGAAAAAAAGAAGUUUGAAUUUGUUGAACCGCUUUUGUCAUUCCUUCAGGGUUUAUUUACUUUUUACCACGAGGGAUAUGAACUCGCCCAGGAAUUUGCACCAUAUAAACAACAGCUGCAGUUCAACUUGCAGAAUACAAGGAAUAAUUUUGAAAGUACUCGACAAGAGGUAGAGCGGUUGAUGCAAAGGAUGAAAUCUGCCAACCAAGAUUACAGACCACCCAGCCAGUGGACGAUGGAAGGCUAUCUUUAUGUCCAGGAGAAAAGACCGCUUGGUUUUACAUGGAUUAAACAUUAUUGUACAUAUGAUAAGGGAAGUAAAACAUUCACAAUGAGUGUUUCAGAAAUGAAAUCCAGUGGGAAAAUGAAUUUAAAAUAUUAUAAAUGUAUAACAGGAAUAAACUGAAUAUAUAAAACAUUUGUUUUUGAUAGGCAUGGGAUCAUCACAUUGCAGGCCUUCUCAGAAGCUAAUCGGAAACUCUGGCUUGAAGCCAUGGAUGGGAAAGAACCAAUUUAUUGGCUGCCUGCUCUGGGCCAGGCGUGGCUGUACUUAAAUGAAGCAGGGUUCAACUUCGUGAGAAAAUGCAUUCAGGCUGUGGAAACAAGAGGCAUCACCAUUUUAGGCCUCUACCGAAUAGGAGGAGUCAACUCCAAAGUUCAGAAACUUAUGAACACUACAUUUUCUCCAAAAUCCCCUCCUGAUAUUGACAUUGACAUUGAACUAUGGGAUAAUAAGACAAUAACAAGUGGACUGAAAAACUACCUCAGGUGCCUUGCUGAACCACUGAUGACUUACAAAUUACACAAAGAUUUUAUUGUUGCUGUUAAAUCUGAUGACCAAAACUACCGGGUGGAGGCUGUACACGCACUGGUGCACAAAUUGCCAGAAAAAAACAGAGAGAUGCUGGACAUCUUAAUAAAGCAUUUGGUCAAAGUAUCACUACAUAGCCAACAAAAUCUCAUGACUGUGUCAAACCUUGGUGUCAUAUUUGGCCCAACUCUAAUGAGAGCACAGGAAGAAACUGUGGCUGCUAUGAUGAAUAUUAAAUUUCAGAAUAUUGUGGUUGAAAUUCUGAUAGAGCACUAUGAAAAGAUUUUUCAUACUGCCCCAGACCCAAGCAUUCCUCUUCCUCAGCCUCAGUCUCGAUCUGGAUCCCGAAGGACGCGCGCAAUCUGCCUCUCUACAGGCUCCCGGAAGCCCAGGGGGAGGUAUACUCCGUGCUUGGCAGAACCCGAUAGUGACUCCUAUAGCAGCAGCCCAGUCAGCACACCCAUGGGGAGCAUCGAGUCACUCUCCUCUCACUCCUCUGAACAAAACAGCACUACAAAGUCGGCUCCCUGCCAGCCCAGGGAGAAAUCUGGAGGGAUUCCUUGGAUCGCAUCCCCAUCACCUUCCAAUGGACAGAAAAGCCUUGGUCUCUGGACAACUAGUCCUGAAUCCAGUUCUAGAGAAGAUGCAACCAAAACGGAUGCAGAAUCAGAUUGCCAGAGCAUCGCCUCAGUUACUAGUCCGGGGGACAUUUCCCCACCCAUAGACCUGACCAAGAAAGGGCCUCAUGGGCUGUCAGGACUAAAAAGAGCCUCAGCGACCUUUCUCAGAUCCAUCUCUGCAGCUGAAGGAAACAAGAGCUACAGUGGUUCCAUUCAAAGCUUAACUUCCAUAGGUUCCAAAGAGACACCUAAAGCCCCACCAAACCCAGACCUGCCUCCAAAAAUGUGCAGGAGGUUGAGGCUAGACACUGCCUCAAGCAAUGGCUACCAGCGACCCGGCUCCAUUGUGGCAGCAAAAGCCCAACUGUUUGAAAAUGUUGGUUCACUUAAGCCAGUUUCUUCUGGGCGCCAAGCCAAAGCCAUGUACUCCUGCAAAGCUGAGCACAGCCACGAGCUCUCCUUCCCACAGGGGGCGAUAUUUUCUAAUGUGUACCCAUCAGUGGAACCAGGAUGGUUGAAGGCAACUUAUGAAGGCAAAACAGGACUAGUUCCAGAAAAUUAUGUUGUCUUCCUCUAAUACUGUUUAGUGGAUGGCAGUAUCUUCAUGGUAUCCAUGGAAACAAAUAAUAAGUGCUAUGAUUUUAUCUGACACAGAUAUAGGGAUCAGCCCACUAAAUGAAAACAAUUUCUAUCAAGUUCUACAUCAACAGACUAUGUAGCUCUCUAUUAAUGGAAAAGAAAAAAAAAAGAGUUUAAAUUGUUUGCCAUUCUUUUUAGUUUUGGCUGGUUUCUUAUUUAAACAUAUCUUUCUAUCUUUUUUGAUAAGUAACUCUCCACAAUGUCUCUUGCAUAACAAUUGAGGAUUUCAAAUAUUGUAUUAAGUGCUAUAUCCCAGAAAUCUGAAAACCAGAAGUCUGAUGUAAGGAUUUUGGGGUCCACCCUUAACUGUCUGGCAUUCUCUGAGGAACCUUGAAAUCAUUACUUAAAAAUGUAAUUUAAAUUGUUCAUUUAUUAUUUUUUCUUAAAAAUAUACUGCUUUUAUAUAUGAUUGUUUUGCUGGUCCUAAACAUUUCAAGAAAAUAAGUUUUUUUAAAUGUAACUUUAUUUUUAUUUGUUUAUCAAGUAGAUGAUAAUAUUCAAAAGCAAUGAUGUAUAUGAUGUCUGUAAAUGAAACCAAAUUAAGUCAUACACUGAGUCCACUGUAAACACUCCAUCCAGCCUUCCACACCUUCCAUAGGCUUAGAGCAGGGGUCAGCAAACUACUUCUAUAAAGGCCUGAGAGUAAAUAUUUUGGCCUUUGCAAGCCCUGUAGUCUCUAUCCCAAUACUCAACUCCACCAUUGGAGCAGAAAGCAGCCAUAGGUAAUAAACAAAUGAGCGUGGCUGGGAGCCAAUACAAUUUUAUGGACCCUGAAAUUUGAAGAUUAUAUAAUUAUCACAGGACACGAAAUAGUCUUUUUUGACUUUUAAAAUCCAUUUUAAAAUGUAAAAGCCGUUUUCGGCUGAUGGACCAUAUGAAAACAGGCAGUAGGCCAGAUUUAGCUCGUGGAUCAUGGUUUGCUGACCCCUGGUUUAGAGGCUGUGUAAAACUACCUUUAUGACUGUGGGAUUUUAAAGAAAUUUUACUACAUUAACAUAUAAAUACUGAUAAAUCAUAUGCACAUAUCCUCUGUGAGUAGCGUUAUAGUGGCAUCACAAAAGCAUAAUAACAAUAAGAGGAAAACAAUGUAAAAGUGUAGUAUAAAGGCAUACAACUUAAAUUCUACUUGUAACACUAGAGUGUUAAAGGAUUUUAUUGGUACCUAAUUUUAGGUAAUGAGAAAUUCUCUACAAAUGAUAAAGAUGUUGUUUUAAGACACUAGUAGAAAAAAGUCUAUACUUAGUUAAAACAGAAUCUAAACAUAUAGGUACAGGAUUCUUAAAUUAUUUUGAACCACAAAAUUUUAAGUUGUUUUUUCACCUUCAGCAGGAAUAAAAUUUGUACAUGGUUUUUCUUAACUGCCACUCAAUAUACAGUCUUUAUUAGGAAUUUCACUGAAUUUAUAAAGCAUAGAAAUAGAUAUUUACUCCCCAUUUAUAUAUACUGUCAACAUGUGUCAUGCAUCAACUUUUAUUAUUUCUAUUUCAGUAAUUCUAAUAUAUGAUUUUUAUGAAUAUUUGCAUGUGGCAAAGAGCCUUUCUUCUCAAGAUCACCAAAAGCUGGUUACCUGUCAUUUAACUGCCACAGCGCUCGCCCACUUGGCUAUAGUUUACUUGUUACUUCAGUUCUCCACUGUGCACACACUCAGGUAUUGACUGUAUAAAACUCUCUUUAUGUGAUAUUAUAAUCUAUAAUCUCAACCUCUUCUACUUUAAAUUAAUGCUUCUAGAGUUCAUAGAUUAUACUCUCACACCUACACACACAACUAUGCCUUGGAGCAUUUAUACUUUUAAAAUUAAAAAUGGAAUACUAGAUUAGAAUUUAAAAGUAAAGAGAAUAACAGUAGGCAGAGUCACAACCAGAAAUAAAUAUUAGUGCAUUGGAAUGAAAAAUAUUUAAUGGCAUAGAAAUUAGUAAUAUAAUGGAAAAAACCUGAGAAACGUGUGUUUUUUUGGGUUUUUUUUAUUUUUUAUUUUUGCCUCCUGCUGUUGAUCUUUGUACACUCUAAUGAGGUGUUCCUAGAGCUUCUUGAUCUCUAGAUCCUUGGUGGCCCUUCCCAGUCAUAAUAGCGUUGCUGACACCCUGCCUACCCUCUGCUGGAACAGAAGGUUGUCUUUCCGAUGUACCAGUCCCUUAGUCUAUACAACACCCUCAGUUUAAGCACCCUUGACAUCACCUGGCAUCCUAUUAGAUUAGAGCCUCUUACAGCAAAUUGAUUUUCUUUGAAAGAUCAGAAAGAGAGAUUCAGAAUUCCACUUCACUUGCUGCUGCAUAAAGAAAUCUCAACCUUCAUUUUAUUUUAACAUAGACCAGAGUGUUCCUGCCUCUGAGUUGUCUGCAAGCUAAUUGCGCCAAUGCUCAGUCAGGAAUUGAAGCUCUCACUGUGAAGGACGGAGGUGUGAAGCCCAGCUCCCUUCUUGCGGUGAGGCAUCUCUCAUGGCAGGACUUGCUGUGGUCCCCUUUUUGAAACAAACUACCAAAGUGCUUAUUCAAUUUGUGUUUUUGUUUGAAGUUUUCACCUUAUAGAUGUGUGAGCAUGGUCCUUUUUUCCCCCAUACUGAUUACAUGUGUAAGCCAGUCAUGGUCAUAUACUGGAUGGAGAUAGACUAAAGAUGCUUUACCCUAGAAAUAAAUUUUCUGCAGAUUAGGUAUUUAUGAACAUUGAGAAAAUCAAGAUGUUGUCUCUAAAUCACAUGACAUAUUAAUUACACAAGAUGGUAAUGUCAAUUAUUGGAAGAGAUCACAUUCCAAACUGUAACAAUAUAUCAAUAAAGAAACCUUAGCUUUGCAGAGACAAUGUGAAGUUGUGUUACAGUUGCCACCUUCACACCUUUGAAACAUGAUGCAGGCACCCUAAGCACUGCUUGCAGUAUAAUCAGUAUGAGGAUGAGAUUGAUGAAUCUAAGUCAGUCAUCUUGUGUGUUUUGUGAAAAUAUCCCCAACUUCAAAACAUGUAUGUAUUUCACAAGUGGCUCUUUUGUUGUGCCAUAACUCUUAACUAGUCAGUCAACUGAGGGCUUUUUCUGUUUUGUUAUGUGAGUAUGUCUGAACAGUAAAAUAAUGUUUGUACUCCUGUAAAGUUCAUGAAGUAUGAGGAGGUGCCAUUUCUCUUUGUUUGAUGUGAGUGGUUUUGCUAAUUGUGUCGGCACUGUGCUUUGUAAUAUGAAUGAGAAUAACCAGGUUUCUCAACAAUGUCUUGAUUGCUGGCUCUUUCAGUGAUGGUGGAGAAAAAGAAAAUGUACCUUACAAUCCCAAACGAUCAAGGUUCCCAAGUAGGAAAAUAAAAGAUACAUGAUAACUUUUAUUCUUA
Messenger RNA from Hipposideros armiger (great roundleaf bat), 5792 nucleotides. RefSeq names its product Rho GTPase activating protein 42 (gene ARHGAP42). The transcript has 22 exons. The record is from RefSeq and is a predicted model, not a curated record. Gene Ontology annotation, cellular component: cytoplasm. The annotation marks the transcript as partial. NCBI's taxonomy places the organism in Eukaryota, Metazoa, Chordata, Mammalia, Chiroptera, Hipposideridae. Gene Ontology annotation, molecular function: GTPase activator activity; protein binding. Gene Ontology annotation, biological process: signal transduction.